AUGUCUUCUGUGGAGGAGUGUGCAUGUAACAAGUUAAACUCUUUCAAAAGUCCAUGGUGUAAUGCUGACUGUUUUGUUGUAAUUACUGGUGCAAGUCGUGGAUUCGGUCGUGCGUUUGCUGUGGAACUAGUAAAGUCAAUGUCAUCCGGAAAAGACCAUGCUGCUUCUUUGAAUGUUUUAUUAAUGGCUCGCGAUGUUAAUGCUCUUCGUAUAACAGAGUCCGAGAUGUAUGCUUCAUUGUCAACUAAUUCUGAAAUGAAAUUAACUAUCCUAGUUUCAACAUCAUCACUUGAUAUGUCCAAUGCUAAUAAAGAAAAUUUACUCAAUGAUUUAAAUCCGUUAUUUCAAUUAGCUUCAUCAUAUCCUAUUAAAUCGAAUAUUCAAUGUCAAUGGAAUAUGCUUGUACAUAAUGCAGCUACAUUAGACUAUUUUACAUCUUAUCAUCAACCUAUUACAAUUGUGAAUAUAUCUAGUUUAGCAGCGGAUCAACCAUUUCCAUGUAUGUCAGACUAUUGUAUUAGUAAAGCAGCUAGACAAAUGUAUUUUAAAUGUUUACCUAUAGAUAAUCCAUCAUUAGCUAUAUUGAAUUAUUCACCUGGACCAUUAAAUACAGAUAUGUUGAAAGAAUUAAUAGAAAAUCAUGGGAAUCUAAAAACUCGAAAUGAAUUCAGCGAAAUGAAAAUGAAUGGUAAAAUAAUUGAACCAAAUGAAUCAGCACGUGUUUGUAUAGGAUGGCUUAAACGACAAAUUCCAAUAGAACCAUCUAUCAUAAAUUCUAUACCUCGAUUAAUACAUUGUUCAAUACAUGAUAAAGAUUAUAUAAAUGUAUGGUUAGGUUUACGUUUAGAUUAUUAUGAUGCUGUUGGUAAAGUUUAG
Schistosoma rodhaini is the source of this 876-nucleotide messenger RNA. Lineage: Eukaryota; Metazoa; Platyhelminthes; Trematoda; Strigeidida; Schistosomatidae. The record is from the annotation of a GenBank genome assembly.